Messenger RNA from Bombus huntii, 4232 nucleotides. Its product is annotated as potassium channel subfamily K member 18-like. Gene Ontology annotation, biological process: potassium ion transmembrane transport; stabilization of membrane potential. Gene Ontology annotation, cellular component: membrane. Gene Ontology annotation, molecular function: potassium ion leak channel activity. The transcript has 6 exons. The record is from RefSeq and is a predicted model, not a curated record. Bases 1803 to 3416 code for a protein of 537 amino acids. Lineage: Eukaryota; Metazoa; Arthropoda; Insecta; Hymenoptera; Apidae.
GUGGCCUCGGCCUUCGACGACCCAUUGGCCGCGGAGGAGACGAAGAAGACAGUCUACCAGAGGAAUCACGCUACGUUUACGGUGGGGGAGUAGCGUUAGAAGGGGUGGAAGCGGCAGGAGAGGCUGCUGAAACGGGGCUGCGGCGUUCCUUCAUGCGGCGAUCUGGCCGCACGAGGCCGCGCUGGCGCAGCAACCUUCUUCUCCACUACGUUUGCGCGUUGUGCACCCUUCUACGGGGUGCGUCCGUGCCGGCAACGCUGUUCAUGGACGGCAGACAGUUUCCACGGCACUCGACGAACGCCGUUCCCCGUCCAGUCGUGACGAAGCAUUCCAUUCGACCCUCGAAACCGCGACGAUAUCGCGUCCGUGAUCCAACAAGUCGACCAAAUCAUCUUCUCGUCCUCGUCGUCGACCCUCAAUCGCUGAAAACGCGAGAAUCUUUUUGAAAGAAGCAUCAUCGUGGGUCGAACACGCGACUAGCAUACUCCGAGGAUGCUGCAAGCAACGUGCAGCAACGUGGCAAGCUUCUGAAGCAAGAUCUCUUCCAGUGGAACCUUCGUUGGAUCAUCUCGUCUCUCCCUGGAUCUGCUCGUUUCUUCCUGGCUCUUGCUACUUGUACGGGCUCGCGGAGAUGAUUCUCCGAGAGAUUUAACUUUCUCGUUGAUACAGCCCGUGUAUUCUACCGGGAAAACCCAGUUUGGUGAAGUAAAUCGUUCGUCGGAGAAAGAUUUCGAUGGUCGAACCGGUUGCUUGAGACGAAUAACAGAUGACAGGGUCGCGGAUCGAUGUAAACGACGAACAGGCUCCGGGCUCCUCGAUCGCAUCUGAAAGGUGGUGGCGAAGGGCGAAAUAGCCGAGACGUGCACGGUUGAUCGACUUAUCGAAACGAAGAUCCCUGUGUCUCGGGAAAAAUCUCGCGACAGUACGAGGUGAGAAAUAAAAGAAGCUUCGGCUACUUCUAAAUAAGAAGUGUACUUUGAGAGGAUUCUAUAAGUGUUCUCUGAGAGGACUCUAUAAGCGUUCUCCGAGAGGAUUCUGUAAGUGUCUCUUGCACGUCAGAUUCGGAUCAGACAGAUUUCCAGAUCCGUCCAAAAGAAGCGAGUUGCAAAAGAUUUUAAGGAAACCAGGUAUAUAAUUAAGAAGCUCCUGAUGCAUUUGUGAGCUCAGGUUUCUAUGAGAUUUUUAAUUAGACGAGAAAAGGAAGGAUUUUCUAUGUAACGAUCGCGGUCGAACGAAGUUUUACGAGAUCUUUUAUUUGAAGAGCAAAGAAGGAAUUAUCUAUGUAAAGAUUGGAUCGGAACAAUUCGAGGAGCCGAAGGAGAAGUUUGCUACGCGUCGGUGAGGCGAUAUGCCCGGCGAUACGACUGUGGGAAGUUGAGGACUGGCUUGGUACGGGGCGAUCGCUGCCAAGUGCAGUGGCACGAUCUCGGUAACAUGGUCGACGACGACGGCGACGACGACGACGACGACAACAACGACGACAACGACAACGACAACGACAACGCGGAGGACGUUGGUGUGCGCUCGCGACGUCGGCGUCGACAUCGUCGUUGGCCGUAGCACAGUCGCGAAAGGAGGGAUGCCACGACGACCCACAUUCCGUCGAAUUUAAUUUCAUGCCUUAUCUCUGGUAACCACGGCUUGCCAGCGCACCAAAUGGACGAGGCUCGAGGGAGGAUAGUGGAACGAUAGGAGGCGACCGGUUGCGGCUGCAGCUGCGGCGUCGGUCGCUGCACCUGCAGCUGCAGCUGCGGCGACGAGGAGGCUGCCGGUAGCAGCGUGCAGACGGUGGCUAAAACAUAAUGCAGAGCACAGGCGACUACUAUCAGAGGGCGCCGAGAUGCUGUCCAGGGAGGAACGCGAACGCAAACGCGGACGCGUUGAGGAUCAACGCUUCUGUCCGGGGAGCGGAGUUGCUGUGCUGUUGUUGUAGCUGCAGUACGGCAACAUCUACCAAGACACCGGGAUUAUUGGCCAGUCUGGGUGUCUGCGUGCUCGUGCUGGGUUACACGCUGUUGGGCGCGUUCGCGUUCAUGGCGCUGGAAGGUGGCCUCAAGUCGGAUUCAGGGAACGACCUGCUCAUUCCCGGUUCCAAGAACGGAGGAGGAUCGUACGUUGUGCCCAGUAUCGAGGAUGACACUGCGGCCAUGGAACUAAGAGCGCGCACCGUUGAAAGGCUCUGGAGUAUCACAGAGGACUUGAACGUGUUGUACAAGGAAAACUGGACACGAUUAGCAGCCAGGGAAGUGUUCGAAUUUCAGGAGAACUUGGCACGAGGUCUCAGGAGAACUUCCUCGCAGUACGAACCGAUAGGAUCAUCCUCUCGAUCCAGGGACCAUUCCAUGGACAGAAGAUCACAUAGAAAAUGGACCUUUAGUGGCAGUUUAUUGUAUUCCCUGACGCUGAUCACUACUAUUGGAUACGGUAGCGUGGCGCCUCGCACAGUCUGGGGUCGUUUAAUCACAAUAGUGUACGCUCUGGCUGGAAUUCCCUUAAUGCUGGUCUAUUUAAGCACGGUGGGCGAUGUUCUCUCAAGGAGCUUCCGUCGUUUGUACGGCAGAUUGUGCAGGCCUCGAAAUUGCACCAGGAAGCAACAACCGCCGCCACCGCCACCUCCUGUAGGUGGCAUGAUGAGCAAAACCUACAGAUAUGAUAACCAUGUCGACUCGAAAUCUGGAAAUUACUAUUCAGCUAGCAGAGAAAGCUCCUGCGACGAUCUAGGAACCAGAGGCACCAGCAGUGCCAUCUUGUUGGAUUGUGGAAGCGAGGGACUGCUUCAUGCUACCACCAGCUCCACCGCAGCGCUUCAGGACGUAACAUCAGGAAACAGUAAACGCCAUUUUCACCCGUGCUCGCUGUCCCUGUCGACGAAUUCGUCGCCAGGUUACGUAGUGGAAACGAAUCCCGUGAGGAUACCGAUCAGUCUCUGUCUAGUAAUCAUGCUGAUCUACAUAUGCGGUGGCGCAGUGAUGUUCAAUCGUCUGGAGGGUUGGAGUCUCUUGGAAGGUGGCUACUUCUGCUUCACCAGCCUCGGAACGAUCGGUUUCGGCGACCUGAUGCCCGUUGGACGAAAUGCCGCGUCCGCCACCCUGGAGGAACUCAGUCUGUGCGCCUGCUCGCUCUACAUACUCGCCGGGAUGGGCCUGAUCGCCAUGUGCUUCAACCUCGUCCAGGAGGAGGUGGUACGCGUGGUCAGGGUCUUCGGUAGAACCUGCGGCAUGUCGUCGGGGGUGGUGGUCGGACCUAUCGGUGGUACAGGUAUCCCUGAUGCAGGCAUUCGACGGGGAACCGCUAGAUCGUUCCGGGCGAGAAACUAUUUUACCCGGCCACGCUUUAAAUUUCCUGAACGCUUUGAGCCUGGCGACGAAACAUACUAUUUCUAUAUACAGAACUGCGAAUUUAUAGUCAAUUAUUAAACAUAGUGUUAUACAGUGGCUUAAUCGUAAUAUUAUGCGUGACAGUAUUGUAUGAAUAUAGAUAAUACUGUUUACGAAAAACAUUAUUUAUAUGGCAGUAGUAAUGUUAUCGUCAGGUCUGAUCCCAUCACGUUUCCUGGUGUGGUAGACUUGGAGAAAGACUCAUAAGAAUUUUAAAUAUUUCAACUUCUGCUUAUCACUGUAAAAGAGUUACACAGAAAUUUAUAGCUUACUGUGAUCUUGAAUCUUCUCAAAAAUGCCACUAUAUUAUCCUAAGGGAAAUUCUAAGAUAUUUACAGCUUACAACGAUCUUCGAUAUUUUCAAAAAUAUUAUUAAAAAAAUCGUCUAAUAAUAUAAGCAGUUACCUUCUCUUCGCCCUCCAUUUAUCGAAACUCCAGUUUUCCACCCCAACAGCGAAAGCUUCGUUUCCAACCGAACCCAGGCUCAAAGUGUCAAAGGCAUCACGAACAAAUGAGUCGAGCUCUCAAUCGUUUGCACGUAGAGCGGUUCUGAUCCACUCGCGUCGGGGAUUUCGAUCAGGCAUCUUGACCACUCUGCAUAACCCCUUCGUUUAAAAAAGCCAAAAUGAAAUCAAAAUCCAUUUCAAUCAAACCAAAGACCGAAAACUCUCUAUCCAUCGCAACCAAAAAGUUAUAAAAUCCUUCAAUUCUUCAUCAGGUGCCGGUCCUGGGCUCAAGGCCGACCUGGACGAUGGAGGAGGCACCAGUGACUCGCGAUUGUCCGAACAAGAAGAAGAAGCGAUCGCCAUGUCCAUGGUGCCAACCUCCUGACAGCAUCAGGCCAGGAGUCCCGGG